GCUGGGCGGAGCGAGGCGGGCAGGCGGAGGAGGCAGGCGGAGGGGCGGACCUGAAAGGGAACCGCCCUGGGCGAGCCAAGCGUCCCAUUUGUGCAGCCAGGAACGAUGGCGGAGCCCCCCAUAGAAGACGAGGGCGAUGAGGCUGCUCAGGGCCAAACGAAGCAGGAACAGGCCCAUCAGGCGGCCCUGGCAGCCAAGAACCUGGCCAUCUUGAAGGCCCGCUCCUUCGACGUCACCUUUGAGGUGGGGGACGAAUACGAAGUCAUCGAGACCAUCGGCACGGGAGCCUAUGGCGUCGUGAGCUCUGCUCGCCGCAAGGAUUCAGGCCAGCAGGUGGCGAUCAAGAAAAUCCCCAGUGCCUUUGAUGUGGUGAUGAACGCGAAGCGCACUUUGCGCGAGCUGAAGAUCCUGAAACAUUUCAAGCACGACAACAUCAUCGCCAUCAAGGACAUCCUGAAGCCCUCCGUGCCUUACGCCGAGUUCAGAUCUGUGUAA
Molecule: messenger RNA, 495 nt
Organism: Sphaerodactylus townsendi
Lineage: Eukaryota; Metazoa; Chordata; Lepidosauria; Squamata; Sphaerodactylidae
Product: mitogen-activated protein kinase 7-like
Exons: 3
Coding region: 106-495 (129 amino acids)
Biological process (GO): intracellular signal transduction; cell surface receptor signaling pathway; protein phosphorylation
Cellular component (GO): nucleus; cytoplasm
Molecular function (GO): protein serine/threonine kinase activity; ATP binding
Source: RefSeq, a predicted model, not a curated record